Messenger RNA from Corylus avellana, 2853 nucleotides. Lineage: Eukaryota; Viridiplantae; Streptophyta; Magnoliopsida; Fagales; Betulaceae. The record is from RefSeq and is a predicted model, not a curated record.
AUGUCCACUAAACUUGUUAAGUGGAAUCAUAGUGCUGAUUGUUGCUCUUGGGAAGGCGUAACCUGCAACGAGGGCCGAGUUAUUGGUCUCGACCUGACAAACGAAUUCAUCUCAGGUGGACUCGACAAUUCAAGCAGCCUUUUUAGUCUUCAGCAUCUUGAGAGCCUAAGUUUGGCUUAUAAUGACUUAAACUAUUCUCCUGAGAUUCCAUCAGAGUUUGACAAGCUUGCGAAUUUGAGUUAUUUGAAUCUAUCAAAUGUUGGCUUUGCAGGGCAGAUUCCUAUUGCGAUUUCGCGCCUGACAAGGUUGGUUACUCUUGAUUUAUCUACCGAUUAUUACAUCUUUCAACUGAAACUUGAGAAUCCAAAUUUAAGAGUGUUGAUUCAAAACCUUUCAGAGCUUAUUGAACUUAAUCUUGAUGGUGUACUUAUAUCAGCUCCAGGUAAUGAGUGGUGUCGGGCCUUAUCAUCUUCACUCCCAAAUUUGAGAGCGUUGAGCUUGUCAAUGUGCAAUCUUUCAGGCCCUAUUGAUUCCUCCUUACAGAAUCUUCAGUUCCUCUCAAUUAUUGAUUUGUCUCGUAACAAUUUCUCUGCUCUAGUUCCAGAAUUUUUUGCAGAUUUCAAAAACUUGACAUCUUUGGAAGUCUCUUAUUCUGGGUUGAGUGGAAAAUUUCCAAACAAGAUCUUCCAAGUUCCAACACUGCAAACUCUUGACUUGUCAUAUAAUGAUGACUUGCAGGGUUCUUUGCCAGAAUUUCCUCCAAAUGGAUCUCUUCAAACCAUGGUUCUUUGCGAAACAAGUUUUUCUGGGACAUUACCAUCUUCUGUCGGUAACCUUACAAUGUUGUCAACAAUAGAUCUUUGGAGAUGCAAUUUCGUUGGAUCAAUUCCAAGCACAAUGGCGAGCCUCACACAAUUGAAGUAUUUCGAUAUCUCAAACAACAAAUUUCGUGGACCAAUUUCAAACUCAAUGGCGAGCCUCACACAAUUGAAGUAUUUGGAUUUCUCACACAACAAAUUCAGUGGAUCAAUUCCAAAUUUCAACAUGUGCAAGAAUCUGACAACUGUAAGGCUUUCUGAUAAUUAUCUGUCAAGUGAGAUUAUUUCAAUUCAGUGGGAAAAACUUUUGAAUCUUGAGAUUUUGGAAAUGAGUAGCAAUUUACUGAAUGGGAGUAUUCCAGAUUCUCUAUUUUCACAUCCAUCAUUGCAAGAGUUAGAUCUUUCCUAUAAUCAAUUUUCUGGCCAACUCAAAGAAUUUUCCAAUGCUUCUUCCUUCUUGGAAAGCCUUUAUUUGGAUAACAACCACUUGGAAGGGCCAAUACCCUUGUCUAUCUCUGAACUCCAUGGUCUUGAAGCACUCUUUCUUGGUUCAAACAAAUUUAAUAACUCUCUGAACAUUAGUGUGAUUCAGCAGUUAAAAAAUCUUUUAUACCUUGAUCUUUCUCACACCAGCUUGUUAUCUGAAUAUAAUGAUUUUAACCUCUCGUUAUCCUCCUUUCCACGAAUUAUCGAGUUAAAAUUGGCUUCUUGCAUGUUGAAAAAUGUUCCUAACUUCUUGAGAAAUCUAUCCAGUUUAUCAUUUAUAGACCUUUCAAACAAUCAGAUUCAUGGAGAGAUAUCAACAAGCAUCGGUCAGUCAUUUGCCUCUAGUAGUUUUUUGUUUCUUUCAAGUAAUAAAUUCUAUGGGAGCAUCCCCAUAUCAAUUUGCAAUGCUACAAAUCUUCAACUUCUAGAUCUAUCUAAUAAUUCCUUCAGCGGCACAAUUCCCCAAUGCUUGUUUGAGAUGACUGGUACACUUAUGGUUCUGGAUUUAAGGAGAAACAAGCUCAAUGCCACAAUUCCUAAUGCAUUUCCAGAUAAUUGUGGUUUACAAACUUUAGCUCUCAAUCAAAACCAACUACAAGGAAGGUUACCAAAAUCUUUGGCCAAUUGCAUUGGAUUGGAGGUCUUGGACAUUGGGAACAACCACAUUGAGGAUAUGUUUCCAAUUUACUUGAAGAAAACAUCCAUGUUGAGUGUUCUUGUUUUGCGAUCUAACAAAUUUUACGGAUCCAUUACUCAUCCAGAACUUAAUGUCACCUGGCCACGGCUUCAAAUUGUAGACAUAGCUUCAAAUAAUUUUACUGGUAACCUUCCAAUAAUACUUCCUUUGUCUUGGACGUCAAUGAUGGAUCAUGGACAUGAGGUGGACGUGGAGCUUAAUUACCUUGAAUUUAAUGGUAAUUUUUCUUAUAAAGAUACGAUAACAAUUACUAGCAAGGGUUGUAAGGUGGAGCUUGUGAAGAUUCCAACUAUCGUCACCGACCUUGACUUCUCUUGCAACAACUUUGACGGUCAUAUACCAAGACAAAUUGGAGAACUCACAUUGUUAUAUACUCUCAACCUGUCGCAUAAUGCUUUCACGGGCGAAAUUCCAGCAGCUUUGGGAAAAUUGAGUCAUCUGGAGUCACUAGACCUAUCAAGCAACGAGCUUUCUGGUGAGAUUCCCGUGCAACUCGCCAAUGGUCUGAUUUUUCUGUCGGUCCUUAACCUUUCGUUCAACCAAUUGGUGGGACAGAUUCCAUUGAUCAAGCAAUUUAAUACAUUUUCGGAAACUUCUUUUGGAGGAAACGAAAGAUUAUGUGGUUUGCCUUUGAAAUCAAAAUGCACAUAUGAGGAUCCACGAUUGCCACCUCCAACAUAUGAAGAAAGUCAUAGGAGUAUGAUUGAGUGGAAUUACAUAAGUGCUGAACUGGGAUUUGUUUUUGGCUUUGGAAUUGUAAUUGCCCCCCUUAUGUUUUGGAGGAGGUGGAGGAUAUGGUACUAUAAACAUGUUGAUGACAUUAUGUUUAGGAUAUUCCCUCAACUGUCUUAG